AGUGUGCGCAUGCUCACCAGAAGCGGAACUGCUCAGUGUAGUAGGUCCUGUUCAGUAGUACAGUAUCUGACACAGACAUGGAGCGUCAUUUCUAGCUGCGGUGUAUACGUCUACAUUGGACCGGGCAAUACACAAGGAGAGUUCCUUUGUAACGUCGCAGUAUCUCAAAAAGAAUCCAACGAAAUGAUGCGUUUCAUGCUGCUGUUCAGCCGGCAGGGGAAGCUGCGUCUGCAGAAGUGGUACACAGCCACAGCUGAGCGUGACAAGAAGAAGAUGGUCAGGGAGCUGAUGCAAAUAGUGCUCGCUCGCAAACCAAAGAUGUGCAGCUUCCUAGAAUGGAGGGACCUCAAGAUUGUCUAUAAAAGGUAUGCCAGCCUGUAUUUCUGUUGUGCAAUCGAAGAGCAGGACAAUGAGCUGAUCACACUGGAAGUCAUCCACCGCUUCGUAGAACUGCUUGAUAAAUACUUUGGCAGUGUGUGUGAGCUGGACAUCAUCUUUAACUUUGAAAAGGCUUACUUCAUUCUAGAUGAAUUCCUGAUGGGUGGAGAGAUCCAGGAUACGUCUAAGAAAAGUGUCCUGAAAGCCAUCGAACAAGCGGACCUACUGCAGGAGGAGGAUGAGUCACCCAGGAGUGUGCUGGAGGAGAUGGGCUUGGCGUAGUACACAGCAGUGUUGUGACAGACUAUAGGUACUAAGGUAGAGGGCUGGAUGAGAAUGGACAGGAGAGAAAAUGGGAUUGAACACUCAUGGACUGACGGCAUUGGCUCUGUGUAUCUGUGGCUCUGGGGACUGAUGUACAGUGUUUAACUGGGCAAGAGAUUCAGUUAAAGAAUGGAAGAUCCUUGCAUUGACAGGCCCUUAAGCUCUGUGUGUGUGUGUGUGUGCGUGCAUGUGCAGGCAUGUAUGCGUGUGUGUGCAUGUGCACGUGCGUGCGUGCGCAGGCAUGUGUGUGUAUGUGUGUGUAUGUGUGUGUGUGUGUGUGUGUGUGUGAGUGUGAUCCAAGUGUGGGGUAGAGGAAAUGGGGUACACCUAAACUUGUGUGUGGCUGCAGGGGUGUUGUGUGUUGAGGUUUUAUAGGAGGGAGAUGGAGUCCAGCUUUGCUAUCAGUAAUUUAAGAUAAGAACCCACGGUGGAUACUGAUGUUAGACUCAUAGGGAGGCAAGUUUGCUGUUGAUGCACACUGAUGCUUUGAUGAACAGUCACAUCUUGCUGGGAAUGUGAGGUACUGAUUGUGGACUGGUCAGGAAUUUGAAAAAUAAAACAGAAAAAAAGAGAUGGGCUUCACUCAAGUGGUAACUCUGGUGUUACUCUAUAUGUUUUGUAUUUUCAAUGAUUCUCAUGAAAAGACUAAAACCAGCAAUGUGUUAGGUCAUUUCUCAUUACUUUCUUACUGCCCUACACUGUCUGUGGUUCGCAGUCCCAUACUCAUUGGUUGAAGAGGAAAAUAAAUUUUCAUUUCUAUGAAAGGUUAAGUAAUAAAAACAGGUGGAUGCUGUAAUUUUAUUAUUUAUUUAGCCUUUAUUUAAAGUUUACAGUGUUGUUAAUGCGGGUUCAACAGGAUGACUUACUGGUGUGUUUUAAUGGAGCUCUAUGGAACAGAGGAAUCAGCUCUUUCAGGCCUUGGAUAUGCACACAAUACUUCACAGGAUCAUUUCAUUGUUGGUUUUGAUCUUCAUAUGAGAUUUGCUGGCAAUCAGAAAAAUGUAGAAUAUCACCAGACCUUUAAAGCAAAAUUCUGUUACUACACAAUCCUGUAAUCAUAGCAUUUGCCAUUAUUCCUGUUGGUUAUGUAUGUGAUAAUAUAUAACAAGGAAAUGAACACAUGGUGUGCAGGUGAAAAACACAAACUGUUAUCAAUAUAAACACACACAGGAAUGCCACUCUCAUGCAUGUGUAGUGAUAACAACAAAAACUGUGUUCAAAUUAUUAUUCACUUUAAAUUUUUGGAUAUUUUAUUUUUGUAGUUUUGUCCACGAUUCUAAUCAGCUGUUAUUACAUUGUUUACCCAUGUCUACCAAACGGGUCCCAAAUUGAAUUAUAAAAAGAUAGAUACAUGAUCUACCAGCUUACAGGAGAAACCAAAAGUGAGUGCAACUGAAAUGUAUGUUACAGUCACCCAUAGUGUCGUGAAACUGCACAAAUGAUCACUAUCAGCACUAUCAUUUAAAUAUGAAGCAGGAAGCAGCUCUGAGGGAGGAAGUGUUUAUUUACAGCAGACAGUUUGGGUAUUAAAAAGUCACCUUCAUUCUCAGUUCUGGUUCAGAUAAUACAGUCUGUGUUUUUUACAAUGUAAGUGAAACCUCAUCAUAACCAACAGGAUUGAGGGGCAAAACUACAAGUUACAGCACAGGUUGCAAGAAAACAGAAUUUUCUUUUCAUUUCUGCCUUCCCUCUCUAGUUGUUCUGUUACUACUUAGUUCAAAAACUUCCAUAUUAUUACAUUUAUUUGAACUAUUUUUGAUGUGAUUUUUUUGGAGUGAAAUUCAUUCCUGUGUUUGUGAUUGGCCCAUCUUACUUAACACAGCAGGCCCAGGGAUGAUGAACUGCAUUGUGGAAUUGUGAAUAAUGAACCAAAGAUAGAUGAGCCUAAAAUAACUUGUGUACAUAUGAGCCCUUCAUGUGUACUGUAAGCAGACUGAUGUACCAGGUGAGAUGGAAAUGUCAAGUCUGUCUUAUGCAAUUUUAUGAGGUGCAGCUGAGAAUCACAUUCCACUCAGUUUUCCUCCAGGCAGCAGGGAGUACACACUGACAUGGAAGAAAAAGGAGCAGAACUCAGUGUUGGAGUUGAAAUUUGACAUUAUUCUGCUGGUUCUGGGAUCAUUAGGACUAGAUUAAAUUCAUUAAAAUAAUAUGAAUUUUAGUCAAAUACAUCUUAUGGUCACAUCCAUAUUUUUACAAUGUUUUAACUCUUUUUUUUUUUUUAUUUUGUGGUCGUUAAUGAUGUUGGUGAUUUAAAUUCGUGUGAAAUGCAGGAUGAGCAGCCACUGCUAGACUAAUGGAAGAAAAGGAAAAUGGCAGAGUCAGAUAUACACGCUCUUCCUGAAGAGCUUCCACUGGAAAAACUAUAUUGAGGAAAAUAAAUUAUUGCAAGUUGUAUGCAAGCAGUCUUGUUCAUGCUCACUGAUCUUGCCUCGUCAGAGAAGACGAGGUUUUCAAAAGCAAAAAUGUUUUUGCAGGAGCUCAUUAGUGAUGACAAAUUUUUACUUUCUUUAAAUUGGUAUGUCUGAAAUAAUAGUUCCCAUAAAAUCCUAACUGAUUAUUUCUUAUUCAGUGACCAUGCAGUAGGGUUUUCUAAUGAUUAGAGCUAGUCUAUACCUACAAGAUCUUGUUUUUAACUUGACCUCACUGUAGAUACUGUAACAGUGCUUUCAUAAAAAAAAAUCUGUCAUGUAAAAUGGGAGUGGGUAUUAUUUUACACAACUGAAACUUUCAUAUCUUUGCUUGUUUGGGUUUUGCUAUAUUUUCCAACACUAUUAGUCUUACAGGGGAAAAUCUUGCUUGCUUUGCCUUAGAUUGUAUCAGAUUCCUUGAUUGCAACCUUCCUAAUCUAUGAGAGGCUGUUGUUGUUGGAAAAUGGUGGAUGGGUGAAGGAAAGAUUUAAAGUUGGAUGGAGGACUGACUGUUUUUCUUCUCUCUGGGGCUUGCUGUCUUGCUCAGAAAGUUGCUUCAGCACAACCAGACUGUCAUAGAAAGAUGUCUGUUUAUCUAAGUGACAAUGUUCAGGAUGAUGAGAUUAUGCUUAAAGUUUGUGCACUGUGAUCAGCUUGAUUGAUGGGUCACUGUUUUAACUUGUCUUUGACUCUAUUUAUGUAGUGGUCUCCACCUGCAAAAUAUUGGGACAGGCAAAUUGUUAUGCAUAUUAUGAAUACCCUGUAUGUCCUGCUUGGAGCACUGGUUAUGCACAUCCUCAGAGGUAGAUUUAGGAUUUUGGGGUUCGUUACAGUGCUGAAAAUGACCUGGUUUUCUGCAUUCAUUGGUCAUAAAAUAUGAUCUGAUCUUCAUGCAAACACAAUGUCCUUAAGCUAACACACAAACUGUUUUAAUCUUGAGUCUUUGCUGAACACACCCAUUAAAAUGUUACAAUUUUGUUGGGAAAAGUAAGUGAACCCUUGGAUUUAAUAACUGGUUGAACCUCUAACGUUUAGAAGGAAUUUUGGACCAGUCUUCCUACAGAGCUGCUUCAGUUCAGACAUAUUCUGAGGAUGUCUGGUGAGCCACCCAAAGGCAGAUUUCCUUUGUUUGGAGUCAUUCUCUAAUAGAUUUACUUUGAUGUUUGUCCUGCUCUAUGACCUAACUUCUGCUGAGCUUCACCAGGCAGACAGCCACCCUGACAUUAGCCUGUAACAUACCUUGAUAAGCUUGGGAAUUCAUUUUCCCUUCGAUGAUGGUGAGCUGUCCAGCCCAGAGGCAGCAAAGCCCCAAAUCACAAUGCUACCUCCACUGUUCUUCACCACUGGGAUGAUGUAUUCAUGUAGGUAUGCAGUGCCCUUUUUACGCUAAAUGUAGUGCUGCAUGUUCUUUCCAAACAAUUCAACUAUAAGUUUCAUUAGUCCACAGAACAUUCUCCCGGUAGUGUAGUUGUCAGACUGGUCUUUGACAAACUUCAAGCACAGUGUUGUUUUUGUCUUUGGAGAGAAGCAGCUUCCUCCGUGGUGUCCAUGACAGGACACCAUGCUCCGUGAUUUGAUUUGAUUUGAUUUCCUUAAAUCUCUCAGCUGUUACUCGGGGCUUCUUUUUAACCUCACUGAGGACUCCGUAUCGUGCCUUUGGUGACAUCUUAGCUGGGUGCCCACUCUAGGGAGAGAAGCCACAGGAAGUAACUCCUCUCCAUUUAUAGGCAACAGACAACAACCAUUCAUAGGAUAACACUUUAUAUUAAGGUGUGUAUAUUAACCAUUAACUAGUUGCUUUUUAGCAUGCAUAUCAGUAGCGUACUGCCUCUUUAUUAGUAAUUAUAAAGCACUUAUUAAUAUCUUAUUCUGCAUGUCCAUAUUCUACAACUACUAUGCCAAUAACUAAGUUUUCUCUCAAUUACCUCCUAAUUACUGCUUAUUGAUAGGAAGUAAGGAAGUUGUUAUACUUGAAUUACACUCUUAAUAUGCCUUGGUGGUAGGUUGUAGUAUCACAAAAAUAGGCAUUCUCCUUAUUUCCUCCUUACUUAACAAAUAUGGUCUAUUCUUAUGUGACAAAGCACAAAACUAUACGUGUUAACAGUGUCUUAAGCUAGUCAUUAGGCCUAUUUAGAUGCACAGGUUUACCUCCCAAUCAUUUGGCAAAGUAUAACAUAUACACCUUACUGCAACAACACCCUCCCUCACUCUGUUGCGAAGUCACACCUGUCCUGGGAGACUGCCCAGUACUAUAUAAGUCAAUGUACUACUAUUACACAUGCUAGUAAGCAGCUAUUUAAUGGUGAAUAUACUUCAUAUAAAGUGUUACCAGCAGUUGGUUUAACUGUGGACUGAUGAAUAUCGAAAGUCCUCAAGAGGACUUUGUAACCUUUUCCAGCUUUAUCAAAAUCAACUAUUCUUGAUAAGUUAAGUCAAGUCUUGAGAGAUCUCCUCUGUGAGACCUGGUUCACAUCAGCAGAUGCCUCUAGUGAAUUGUAAACUCAGACUGUUGAGUGAUCUGCACCCACUUUGCUGUACUCCAGGAAUACUCAGAGUAUACAGGCAGGUUUGUCAGCAGUGCCAGUUAUGUCAUAGCCCCUUGUAUACACAUACGUGUUAAUAACAAAAUAACAAGCUUUACGCAUUCCAUUGCUUUGAUGAAGUCACUUCCAUGAUGAGGCUCCAAAAUGACUGGCCCACUCUGAACAGUGGUGAACUUGCAUGUUACUUAAUGCACAGUUUAAACAGAAUGAGUCAAAAUUAAGCAAACUGGAGUCCAAACAUCUUCAGAGCUUACCACAGAUCCCAAGGUUGUUCUCUACACACUGUUAACAUUGCAUCACUGCAGUCUUUCAAAUAGAAGUUGUAGUAACCAACCUUUUGUCUACAUUACACUAGUUCACGGAAACAGAGGUGUGAUUAUUGUUGCUUUAAAAAUUGACUGUGGUUACCUUUCCAUGACCAUGUACCAUGUAUGCAAGUUUCUAUGUUGACUCAGAAAUGAAUGAACUUAAUGUGACCUGCUGAUUAUGCUUAUUUGUGCAGAUAAAGAAGUUCUAUUCUAUUGGACUGUUACUCAAAGACUUUGUUUUCUAAGAAGGUACUACAUCGUCAAAUGACCUUUAAGCAAGUAUACUGUAGGUCCAAUACAAAUGAUGAAAAGACAGAGGUCUUUGGCAGGUAUAGGUUGCAGGGCAGUCAGCCUGAACCUGUGUAAAGAUACAACAAAUGGCACAGCAGAGUUAGUUUAAAGCUCUGUUGUCAAUACAGUGACUAGUCCUUUGUUUUCCUCUUCUGAAUUCUGAAUGUUGUAAGAGUAAGGGCUUAAUGUGUAAUCUGAUUGUUUUCUACAAUGUUAGAGAUAGAAUGAUGUGUGAUUUCCAUGUAGUGGAACAAAUGGAAAAGAGGAACACCGGGAACAGAGGCAGAAAAUAUGUUGAGUUAUGAUCUGAUGAACUGCUGCAAAACUUCUUUGUUCAGACAUAUAAAUCAGAAUUUUAAUGAUCUCACUAUUUAAAUAUAUUUUGUUCCUGUGACCCUAAAGGCCUUGGCAUGCCCUAAACAAACUAUUAGAGAUCAGGGAGGUGGUGGGUUAUGACAGCAGACUCUUAGAUGUGGUCAGACACUGUGCACUAACCAAGAAUUUAGUUCUUCUUGUGUAUCUUUUAGUCAUGAUGCAAUAACUGUUAGCACAUUCAGACAUUCAAGUCAGAAAGUUGUUGCAUAUAGCCUUCUGAUAUUGCCCCAAGAAAAUGGUUUUCAAAUGCUGUUGGACAUUCUGACAGGCACUGUAUUUGAAGCAUACAGAACCCUUGGCCCACCUCUUCUGUUCAUUUGAGCCUUUAGUUGACUCUUGCAGCUAAAGCUAUUGCUUUCUAAGGUUGUAUCAUUAAUCUCUUUGGUCAAGUAAGCUCCUCUUAUGCAAUGACUUGUAAUGAAUGUGGUGAUUGUCUUGUUCAUAAAUUGAUUCAUUUAAAAGAGAAUGAAUAAUUAGAUUUUAAAUCAUGUCUUGUUAAAAGUUGUUCAGUUCCUUCAAGGACAAAAAGAUGAGACAGUGCAUGGGUGAGAGCAGUAAAGGGGCCCUAUUGUAGGAAAGCUAAAGGGACUGGAUGUGUGAAUGUAAUUUUAUAAAGAAAUAAAACAUUUUAAGAUCAACUAAA
Molecule: messenger RNA, 7270 nt
Organism: Lates calcarifer (barramundi perch)
Lineage: Eukaryota; Metazoa; Chordata; Actinopteri; Centropomidae
Gene: ap1s1
Product: adaptor related protein complex 1 subunit sigma 1
Exons: 5
Coding region: 10-660 (216 amino acids)
Biological process (GO): vesicle-mediated transport; intracellular protein transport
Cellular component (GO): membrane coat; AP-1 adaptor complex; intracellular membrane-bounded organelle
Molecular function (GO): clathrin-cargo adaptor activity
Source: RefSeq, a predicted model, not a curated record